CUCUCUCUCUCCUCUCUCCGCGCGCGCAGCUCCAUCCUCUCAGUCUCUGAUCAAUAGAUCGAUCGGUCGGUCUCGUGUCGGUUGGGAUCGACCCGCUCGCGCUCAGCAGGAUGUCCGGCAGCAAGGAGGAGGACCGGAAAGGCUCGGGCGAGUGGCGGGAAUUCUUCUGGAACCCGCGAACCCACGAGCUGCUGGGCCGAACCGCCACGAGCUGGGGUCUCAUCCUGCUCUUCUAUCUGAUCUUCUAUCUGUUCCUGGCUGGGAUGUUUGUGCUGACGAUGUACGUCAUGCUGCUGACGCUCGACGACUACAAGCCCACCUGGCAGGACCGGCUGGCCACCCCAGGGAUGAUGAUUCGUCCGAAGGGGGAGCAGCUGGAAAUCAGUUUCUCCGUCUCGGAGACGGAGAGCUGGGACGGCUUCGUCCAGAACCUCAACACCUUCCUAGCACCUUAUAAUGACAGCUAUCAGGUUCAGACCAAUGACAACUGUGUUCCAGACCAGUACUUCAUCCAGGAGGACAGUGGAGAGGUGAGGAAUAAUCCCAAGCGUUCCUGUCAGUUUAAUCGGACGAUGUUAGAGGACUGUUCUGGACUCACCGACCGUUUCUAUGGUUACAGCAGAGGACAGCCCUGCAUCCUCAUCAAACUGAACCGGGUGAUUGGCAUGUUACCAGGGAAGGAGGGUCAGUCUCCAUAUGUCAGCUGUGGAGCCAAGAGGUACAAACUGGGUCCAGAUGAGUGGAAGGAGGACAGUGAUAAGAUCGGACCGCUCGCCUACUUCCCUGCUAACGGAACCUUCAACCUCAUGUACUACCCGUACUACGGCAAGAGGGCUCAGGUGAACUACACGCAGCCGCUGGUGGCCGUCAAGUUCCUGAACGUGUCGCUGAACACGGACGUGAACGUGGAGUGUAAGAUCACCUCCAACACACUCGCCGCCGGAGGAGAGAGAGACAAGUUCGCCGGGCGAGUCUCCUUCAAACUGAGAGUCAACGACAAGCAGAACUAACACACACACACAUACACACACACACACACACA
Messenger RNA from Myripristis murdjan (pinecone soldierfish), 1042 nucleotides. It is a transcript of the gene atp1b2a, whose product is annotated as ATPase Na+/K+ transporting subunit beta 2a. Bases 111 to 1010 code for a protein of 299 amino acids. The transcript is spliced from 9 exons. The record is from RefSeq and is a predicted model, not a curated record. Lineage: Eukaryota; Metazoa; Chordata; Actinopteri; Holocentriformes; Holocentridae. Gene Ontology annotation, molecular function: ATPase activator activity. Gene Ontology annotation, cellular component: sodium:potassium-exchanging ATPase complex. Gene Ontology annotation, biological process: intracellular sodium ion homeostasis; potassium ion import across plasma membrane; intracellular potassium ion homeostasis.